Messenger RNA from Mercenaria mercenaria, 2065 nucleotides. RefSeq names its product dynein regulatory complex subunit 2-like. The transcript has 10 exons. Gene Ontology annotation, cellular component: axonemal dynein complex; axoneme. The record is from RefSeq and is a predicted model, not a curated record. NCBI's taxonomy places the organism in Eukaryota, Metazoa, Mollusca, Bivalvia, Venerida, Veneridae. Gene Ontology annotation, biological process: axonemal dynein complex assembly; regulation of cilium movement; cilium-dependent cell motility. Bases 130 to 1629 code for a protein of 499 amino acids.
AAGCGCUUUUCAUAAUUUCUUUGUGAAACAGGUCACCGUUUCAGUAUCCACGGACAACACGGAUCAAUACGAAUUUGAUUGUUUAUCUUUUGACAGCAAUUUUCUUUAAAAUAACAGUAAAACAUCAAGAUGCCAGCCAAGAAGAAGAAGUCGGGAAAGCUGUCGAAGAUGACAGAGGAGGAGAGACUGGCCUAUGAGGAACAAAAACGUUUAGCUGAAGAAGAAAUGAGAAAAAAGAAAGAAGACAUGCUUACACAGUUCUUAAAAGACAAAUUAACGAAAGAAGAACGAGCCACAAGGUUUAACUUGAACAAACUAAAUCACCAGUGGCGGAAUAUUAUGAGAGAAGCUAAAUCGAAGGAACUCAAGAAAGAUAUAGAAAUUCUCAGUCAGACAUUUGAGCGUGUUGUGGACCGGAAAGAUGCGGUGAUUAAGUCGCUGGCCAAGGAUCUGAUGGAGGCAGAGGAACAGUAUGCUAUGGCACUGAGGAGUCAUCUCCAGAAUAUAGACAACCUCAUAGAUUUACAGAAGUCAAGAUUACAGAAAUUAAAAGACGAGUACGUGGAUGAGUUAGAGAUUAUAAAAGAAGAGUUUGACACUGAGCGUGCCAUCAUGGUAGACCAACAUAACACAGAGAUGAAUGAUAUAGCUGAUAUUCUUUUUGCAAUGGAACAAAACUUUCAGGAAAGAGAGGCAGAAGCAAAAGGCGAGUUCCAGAGUAUGAGGGAUGAAAUUAAGAAUAAGAAUCUGGAGGAGAAACAUGCACUGCGUGUCCAGUUAGAACAGAAAGUAGAUAACUUAUGGAUGCAGUUCCGAGAUGCUCUGCAGAACUAUAACAUGACCACAGAGGAAAGAAAAACAGCAUUUGAAGCCCUGAAAGUCAAGGAUGAAAGAAGUGCAAAAGAGAUUGAGUCACAAAUGAGAAAAUUACAGAGAAUAUCAGAUCAGAUAGCUGCGUUGAAGUCAAAGAUGGCAACAAAUGCUAAGGAAUGUGAGGAGAGAAACAAAAUGUUGAAGGAGGAAAGAGAAAAGAUGUUGAAACAUUUCCAGGAGCUCAAAGCUCAAAUGAACAAAGUACGAGAAGCAGAAAGAGAUAAGCUCACCAAGGUUACACUCGAGAGUAACGCAGCUAUCAAAGAAGUCAAAAGACAAAAUGAUAAGGUAGAACAGAUACUUAAGGUAUCGGAGAUGUGUCGUAAGUUGGAGACAGAAGAGGAGAAAGUACUUCCCUUCUAUGCAUCUUCACUCACUAAAGAAGAACAGGAGGAUGUGGAUGCAGCAGUUAUCGAGGCUCCAUCAGAACCUCUUGCUAAUGCUAUGCAUGAAUACACCAGCCUAGAAAACUUUUGGAAACGACACAACAAAGUUCUCCUAGAUAAACUAGCACUGGACAAAGAAAGACAAACAUUACUCGGAGAAAACCAACAGUUACGUACCUUGCUGAAGCAAUAUUUGGAUGGCAUUUCUGUCAAUGAUGAGAUCAUCAGCCAAGUCAACCCACUGUUUAUUGUCAACAACAAAACAAACGUCAAGUUGAAUGUACCAGUUCAUGACCCAAGAAUACGUAGACCAGCUGCCCAGACCGUCGUUGAAGCUGCUCAUGUGAUUAAACAUACACUGCCUUCUUAGAGUUGUAGAACUUUAUUUUUAUAUGUUAAUGAACUUUGUUUAUGAACUGUGCUUAUGGACUCUGUUUGUCGAAUGUAUUUAUGUUACUUGAAAAAAACUGUGAUAUAGAAUAUAUCUUAUUUAUGAACAAUGGUUUUGAUGUAUGUACAUUUUAUGUAUAGAUAAAUUGAUCAAAUAUAGCAUUUAUUCUUUUAGAUGCCUGUCUUUGAAUAAAAAUCGUUUUUAAAGAAAAACAUUCCAUUCAGAAUCAUGAGUUUUCAAAAUAUAGAUAUUUUGGCAUGCAUAUAGUUCACCAAAACAGCACUUGUCAAGAAUUUGUCAAAUUUGAUGUAUUUUCUUGAAAGGAAAUCUCCUUUAUUCUUUUACUUAAUUAUGUUGUUUCUUUUAUAAUUUACUGUAAAAUAUGACAAUAAAAAAUAAAUUGUAAUAUGAACAA